This is a messenger RNA of Paraglomus occultum, 738 nucleotides long. The record is from the annotation of a GenBank genome assembly. NCBI's taxonomy places the organism in Eukaryota, Fungi, Glomeromycota, Glomeromycetes, Paraglomerales, Paraglomeraceae.
AUGGAGUCGUCAAUUUCGAAAGCGACAAUAGAACGCAAAAGGGCACGCAAAGCUCUGCAGCAUAGAAAACCAUAUUUUUGCGGUAACUACCGCGGAUACUAUAAUAAACGAAAGAAUCCAGCGACGAACGACGAUUCACGGCUAGCUCUGUUUAAGAGAGAUUGGUUUGAAGAAAGGAAUAUAUUAGACAUUGGGUGUAAUUCGGGCGAUUUGACUAUCGCCAUUGCCAGGAAGUUUCGACCCAAGACGACGUUGGGAAUAGAUAUUGAUUCUGUAUUGAUUAGAAAAGCAAACGAGGGAAUAAAACAAGACGCAGAGACGAAGGAUUUCGAAAACAUUAAAUUUGAGACCGAAGACUGGAUGGCCGAGACGGUUGUGGGACAAAAGUUUGAUACUAUAUGUCUUUUUUCUGUUUCAAAGUGGAUUCACCUAUAUCAUGGAGAUGAAGGAAUUAAACGAUGCUUCCGCAAAAUAUACGAAAGUCUGAACGACAAUGGGAUAUUUCUAUUCGAACCACAGGAAUACAAGUCUUAUAAGAAAUACAAGAAAAUAUCAGAGAUAACGUUGGAAAAUUAUAACAACAUCAAAUUUCGACCAGAACAUUUUCACAAGUAUCUAAUGGAUGAACUUGGGUUUCGGAUAUUUCAGAAACUAGGACGUAGCGAGUCGUCAACAGAAGGUAAGAACAUUUGUGUUCCUAAUGAAUCAGACAUGUGUGUGCGUGCAUCGGGGAAAUAG